GAAAUUAUUAGGCCGUUGGGUAUUCCUUUUUUAGUUUUUAUAUAAACCCAGAGAUAUAUGCAGAGGCGGCUCCACAUAAAUCACAGUCUCGAAAAUCUUGAAAAUAUCUUCGCUAAAUCUCGACUUAGAAAUGGCGAGUAUCGUAGAUCCAGCUCCGACGAAGAAGCCAAGGAACAGCAGAAAGGCGUUGAAGCAGAAGAAUGAGAUCGUCGAGACGCCGUUGUCGCCUGUCUCUGCCAAGGAGAAAUCAGCCAAGUCGUUCGAAAAAGAUCUGAUUGAGAUGCAGGCGAUGUUGGAGAAAAUGAAGAUCGAGAAGGAUAAGACGGAGGAGUUGCUUAAGGAGAAGGACGAGAUCCUCAGGAAGAAGGAGGAGGAGCUAGAGACGAGAGAUGCUGAGCAGGGAAAGCUUAAGGUGGAGCUGAAGAAACUUCAGAAGAUGAAGGAAUUCAAACCUAGCAUGGCUUUCGUUUGCGGUCAAUCUCUCACACAGGCUGAGCAAGAGAAGCUGAAUAAGAAGAAGAAAAAGGAUUGUCCUGAGACAAAACGACCGUCGACAUCAUACAUUCUGUGGUGUAAGGAGCAAUGGAAUGAAGUCAAGAAGCAAAACCCUGAGGCUGGCUUCAAGGAGACUUCGAACAUCCUGGGUGCUAAAUGGAAAUCUCUUAGUGCAGAAGAGAAGAAGCCUUACGAGGAGAAGUACCAGGUUGAGAAGGAAGCUUACCUCCAGGUCAUUGCUAAACAGAAGCGCGAGAAGGAGGCCAUGAAGCUUCUGGAUGAUGAGCAGAAGCAGAAAACUGCAAUGGAUUUACUUGAUCAGUAUCUCCAGUUCGUGCAGGAAGCUGAACAAGACACCAAGAAGAAGACCAAGAAGCAGAAGGAUCCUCUGAAGCCAAAACAUCCCAUUUCUGCCUUCCUGGUUUAUGCUAACGAGAGGAGAGCUGCUCUACGCGGAGAGAACAAGAACGUUGUGGAGGUCGCAAAGAUGACCGGAGAAGAGUGGAAGAAGCUGUCAGAUGAACAAAAAGCACCCUACGAAGAGGUGUCAAAGAAGAACAAGGAGAUAUACCUUCAAGCAAUGGAGGAAUACAAGAGGACAAAGGAAGAAGAAGCCAUGAGCCAGAAGAAAGAAGAAGAGGAACUCAUGAAACUCCAUAAACAGGAAGCUCUCCAACUGCUCAAGAAGAAGGAGAAAACUGAUAAUCUGAUCAAGAAGAAGAAAGAGACCAAGAAGAAGAAGAACGAAAACGUUGACCCUAACAAACUCAAGAAGCCAGCUUCUUCAUUUUUACUCUUCAGCAAAGACGUAAGGAAGACUUUGACAGAAGAACGUCCCGGGACAAGCAACUCGACAAUUACCGCUUUGAUCUCAGUGAAGUGGAAGGAAUUGAGUGAAGAAGAGAAGCAAGUUUACAACAAAAAAGCUGCAAAAUCUAUGGAAGCAUACAAGAAGGAACUGGAAGAUUACAACAAGAAGUCUGUGGCUACUACCUCUAGCUAGAAAAAAUCUCUUAGUUUUGUAAUAUGUUCAAAUCCUGUUGAACAUACCUUAUGCUUUGUUAGACUCAAUUUACUUUCUUAACCAAGAAAAAA
Molecule: messenger RNA, 1590 nt
Organism: Eutrema salsugineum
Lineage: Eukaryota; Viridiplantae; Streptophyta; Magnoliopsida; Brassicales; Brassicaceae
Product: high mobility group B protein 6
Exons: 8
Coding region: 131-1498 (455 amino acids)
Molecular function (GO): DNA binding
Source: RefSeq, a predicted model, not a curated record